Molecule: messenger RNA, 876 nt
Organism: Aureobasidium vineae
Lineage: Eukaryota; Fungi; Ascomycota; Dothideomycetes; Dothideales; Saccotheciaceae
Source: the annotation of a GenBank genome assembly
AUGGCAUCAGCGACGCCGGCGACGACAAGACUACUGCCGACCAGCGAAGGGCCGAGAGUCAUCGUCUACCACCAAACAAUACACCGAGAUGGGAAAUACGUGUCUCUGCUGCCGCUCAUUACCAACCAGACGGGCGUGACGCAUGUAAUAGUGGCGGCUAUCCAUCUGAACGAAGGUCCGGGCAACAUUACCUUGAACGAUGAUCCUCCGCACGCCUCCAAAUAUGAAACGCUAUGGGGAGAGGUGGCAUGGUUGCAAGCAUCCGGCGUCAAGGUGCUGGGGAUGCUGGGUGGUGCUGCAAAGGGCAGUUUCGAGAGACUCGACGGACCCGAUGGUCGCAAGAUGCGCGGCAACCAAAUCGCAUGGUACAAUACACAAUUCUACUGCGGCUGGGGCGAUGCGACAACGACGUUCUGGUACGAUGCCAUCAUGAGUGUAGGAUGGCGCGCAGACAAAGUCGUCGUCGGUCUAGUCACGAGCCCAGGAAACGGAGCGGGCUAUGUGGAGCAAAGCACUUCUCACGAUGUGAUGAGAAUGCUGCGGGCAAAGUACCCGACAUUUGGCGGUGUUAUGGGUUGGGAGUACUUCAACUCAAUGCCCGGCGAGCACGGUGAGCCAUGGCACUGGGCUGCAGGCAUGGCGAGAGCAAUCAGGCAUGCAUUGCCGCCGUCGGGUCAGUUGCAGGGAGGAAGAGGCGUGGAGAGGCCCGGUGCAGGCAACUUGCCGCCGACGAUACCGGUACCAGCGCACUCUUUCCCUGCGCAGGACAUUGAAACAUUGCAGAACUUGGGAUUCUCGAGUCAACAAGCGAUUGCGGCACUCAAUGCAACCAGCGGUAACGUAGAGUAUGCGGCAGGGCUGCUCUUCGAGUACUGA